Ophidiomyces ophidiicola is the source of this 690-nucleotide messenger RNA. RefSeq lists its product as uncharacterized. Gene Ontology annotation, biological process: mitochondrial respiratory chain complex I assembly. The transcript is spliced from 3 exons. The coding region runs from base 1 to 690 and encodes 229 amino acids. Lineage: Eukaryota; Fungi; Ascomycota; Eurotiomycetes; Onygenales; Onygenaceae. The record is from RefSeq and is a predicted model, not a curated record.
AUGUCUUCUGCAGAGGAGCAGACGCCCUACCACCCCAAGGAUGCCGUCGGGGCGACGAUAAAGAGCACUUUGAUGACCGGAAGUGUGGGUCUCUUCGCUUCCGCCGUCCAGAAUACCCUCGCAAAACAGAACAUUGGCCCAUGGGGCGUUUUUACGAGAACAGGAAGCACUGUUGCUUUAUUCGCGGCGUUGAUUGCAGCGACAAUGGGUGGGGCCUAUGAAUUUGUCAAGACAGCGUCUGCGAAUUUACGGGAGAAGGAAGAUCACUGGAAUGCUACAUGGGGUGGAUUCUUCGCCGGUGCUGCUAUGGGUUUGAAAGGUAAGCUAUUCGAUCUUGAAUUUUUAUUUACCAAGCGAUUGGCAUUCCUCGAAAGCGUUGCUAAUGCUGUACCUUUUUCAGUUCGCUCAUUUCCGGCAAUAAUUGGCUAUGGUGCUACCGUUGCAACCGUGCUAGGUGUUUUCGAAUUCACCGGAGGCAAGCUUUCGGGCUUCAGCCUCACCCCUACCGAAGACGACUUUGAUAGACGGCAGGCAUUGCGAACAAAUUACCGGAGUCCGGGAGAAGAAACGAUUGCACUUUUAGGAGAGGGAAGGGGUAUCUAUGGUCCUGGAUACGCAGAAAGAAGGCGAGAGAGGAUAAAACAGAACUACGGCAUCGACGUGCCCGUCACACAGCCGUCGGCUUCCUAA